Closterium sp. Naga37s-1 is the source of this 1728-nucleotide messenger RNA. Lineage: Eukaryota; Viridiplantae; Streptophyta; Zygnematophyceae; Desmidiales; Closteriaceae. The record is from the annotation of a GenBank genome assembly.
AUGCAUUCGAAAGCUAAGAAAUUUAGAAAGAAGGUGACGUGGAGGUGGGUUGGGCACAUGGUGGAGGUGGGUUGGGCACAUGGUGGAGGUGGGUUGGGCACAUGGUGGAGGUGGGUUGGGCACAUGGUGGAGGUGGGUUGGGCACAUGGUGGAGGUGGGUUGGGCACAUGGUGGAGGUGGGUUGGGCACAUGGUGGAGGUGGGUUGGGCACAUGGUGGAGGUGGGUUGGGCACAUGGUGGAGGUACAUGGUGGAGGUGGGUUGGGCACAUGGUGGAGGUGGGUUGGGCACAUGGUGGAGGUGGGUUGGGCACAUGGUGGAGGUGGGUUGGGCACAUGGUGGAGGUGGGUUGGGCACAUGGUGGAGGUGGGUUGGGCACAUGGUGGAGGUGGGUUGGGCACAUGGUGGAGGUGGGUUGGGCACAUGGUGGAGGUGGGUUGGGCACAUGGUGGAGGUGGGUUGGGCACAUGGUGGAGGUGGGUUGGGCACAUGGUGGAGGUGGGUUGGGCACAUGGUGGAGGUGGGUUGGGCACAUGGUGGAGGUGGGUUGGGCACAUGGUGGAGGUGGGUUGGGCACAUGGUGGAGGUGGGUUGGGCACAUGGUGGAGGUGGGUUGGGCACAUGGUGGAGGUGGGUUGGGCACAUGGUGGAGGUGGGUUGGGCACAUGGUGGAGGUGGGUUGGGCACAUGGUGGAGGUGGGUUGGGCACAUGGUGGAGGUGGGUUGGGCACAUGGUGGAGGUGGGUUGGGCACAUGGUGGGUGUGGGUUGGGCACAUGGUGGAGGUGGGUUGGGCACAUGGUGGAGGUGGGUUGGGCACAUGGUGGAGGUGGGUUGGGCACAUGGUGGAGGUGGGUUGGGCACAUGGUGGAGGUGGGUUGGGCACAUGGUGGAGGUGGGUUGGGCACAUGGUGGGUGUGGGUUGGGCACAUGGUGGGUGUGGGUUGGGCACAUGGUGGAGGUGGGUUGGGCACAUGGUGGAGGUGGGUUGGGCACAUGGUGGGUGUGGGUUGGGCACAUGGUGGAGGUGGGUUGGGCACAUGGUGGAGGUGGGUUGGGCACAUGGUGGAGGUGGGUUGGGCACAUGGUGGAGGUGGGUUGGGCACAUGGUGGAGGUGGGUUGGGCACAUGGUGGAGGUGGGUUGGGCACAUGGUGGAGGUGGGUUGGGCACAUGGUGGAGGUGGGUUGGGCACAUGGUGGAGGUGGGUUGGGCACAUGGUGGAGGUGGGUUGGGCACAUGGUGGAGGUGGGUUGGGCACAUGGUGGAGGUGGGUUGGGCACAUGGUGGAGGUGGGUUGGGCACAUGGUGGAGGUGGGUUGGGCACAUGGUGGAGGUGGGUUGGGCACAUGGUGGAGGUGGGUUGGGCACAUGGUGGAGGUGGGUUGGGCACAUGGUGGAGGUGGGUUGGGCACAUGGUGGAGGUGGGUUGGGCACAUGGUGGAGGUGGGUUGGGCACAUGGUGGAGGUGGGUUGGGCACAUGGUGGAGGUGGGUUGGGCACAUGGUGGAGGUGGGUUGGGCACAUGGUGGAGGUGGGUUGGGCACAUGGUGGAGGUGGGUUGGGCACAUGGUGGAGGUGGGUUGGGCACAUGGUGGAGGUGGGUUGGGCACAUGGUGGAGGUGGGUUGGGCACAUGGUGGAGGUGGGUUGGGCACAUGGUGGAGGUGGGUUGGGUACAUGCUGGAGGUGGGAUGUGCCAUCCACAAAAGUGAGGGGCUGCUGCCCUUGA